CGGUGGGAGAGGAAGGUCUCAUGCGCUCAUGGUCCACUUUCUCCUGCGCUGCAAGUUUGAGUCGCGCUCCUCAGGUGCGGCCUCGCUCCUCUCUGCUCACCCGCCCCGACUUCUCACCUGAGUGCGUGUGUGUGUGUGUGUGUGUGUCAGGGACCCGGUGAAUGAUGGAGUGGUGCGUCCUGGUGCUGAUGCUGAUGCUGAGCCUGCCACACUCCGUCCACCCCGCGUGCGCACCACAGUGCCAGAGAUGCGGCGACCCCCUGCCGUGCAGCAGCGAGUGUGAGGAGCGCUGCUCCAACGCUCCUGCACCACCGGACGAGGAGGAGCAGCUGGUUAAGCGAUACGGAGGCUUCAUUAAAAAGCUCGGGAGGACUCGGAACCAAGUGCUGGGCUCUGCGAACGAGGUGCUGAAGCCGGAGCUGGAGUCCGACCCGUACACGGAGCUGCUGAAGAGGCUGGAGAGCAGAGACGCGCCGGAGGACUCGGAGGAGCGGACGCUGCGCCAAUUGGUCAAAAGGUACGGCGGCUUUUUGCGCAAGUUCGCCCCCAAGACGAAGCGCAGCAGCGAGAUGGAGGAGCCCGGGGGGCUGCAGAAGCGAUACGGAGGCUUCAUGAGGAGGGUCCGGCCCAAGUUGAACAACCUCAAGUGGGACAAGCGCUACGGCGGAUUUCUGCGGCGGCAGUUUAAGAUCUCGCUGCGCUCACUGGAGGAGCCCUUUUACUCCGAGGAGGACUGGAGUCUAUAGAUCCGUCGGCCGCUGAACGAACUGCCGCCACACGUGCAACUGACCUGUGUAACCCCGCGUGUCCGUGUCUCUGUCGUGUGAGUCAGUAACGAUGCUUGUUUCAGAGAAAAAAACACAAUAAAGCCAGCGUGUUUC
This is a messenger RNA of Synchiropus splendidus (mandarinfish), 881 nucleotides long. RefSeq names its product prodynorphin (gene pdyn). The transcript has 2 exons. NCBI's taxonomy places the organism in Eukaryota, Metazoa, Chordata, Actinopteri, Syngnathiformes, Callionymidae. Gene Ontology annotation, cellular component: axon terminus; dendrite; neuronal cell body. The record is from RefSeq and is a predicted model, not a curated record. Bases 162 to 746 code for a protein of 194 amino acids. Gene Ontology annotation, biological process: sensory perception; neuropeptide signaling pathway; chemical synaptic transmission. Gene Ontology annotation, molecular function: opioid receptor binding.